UGGGGGUGACUCUGUGUGUUUAAUGUAUUCAUCUCUCCAGGGUGAGAGAGGCAGCCAUGACCAGCCUGAUGGAGGUGACUCUGUGUGUGGUGGGCACCGCUCCACAACUACUCUCACCAGGCCUGGUGAAUGGUAUGAUGUGUAGCUUGGCCCAGCAGUCAGCAGAGAAGAUCGACCGCUACAGAGCCCAUGCUGGAUCAGUGUUCGUCAGGCUCCUCCAUAGUAACAACCCUGCAGUACCUCACAUCCCCCACCGAGAGGAGCUGCUCGCCAUCUUCCCUACUGAAGGAGCAGAGGGUCUGAACUGGAACGCUCCGUCUCAGGCCUUCCCCCACAUCACCCAGCUGCUCAGACUGCCCCAAUACCAGUACCACACACUGCUGGGGUUGACCGUGUCUGUAGGAGGACUGACUGAGUCUACGGUACGUGUCUGUAGCCCUGUGUCUGUAGGAGGACUGACUGAGUCUACGGUACGUGUCUGUAGCCCUGUGUCUGUAGGAGGACUGACUGAGUCUACGGUACGUGUCUGUAGCUCUGUGUCUGUAGCUCUGUGUCUGUAGUUUCUGUGGCCCAUGUAGCUCUGUGUUUGUAGCUCUGUGUCUGUAGCCAAUGUAGCUCUGUGGUGCCUGUUGCUCCUGUAGCUCUGUGUCUCUAGCCUCGUGUCUGUAGCCUCGUGUCUGUAGCCCUGUGUCUG
Oncorhynchus tshawytscha (Chinook salmon) is the source of this 694-nucleotide messenger RNA. RefSeq names its product tubulin-specific chaperone D-like. The transcript has 3 exons. Gene Ontology annotation, molecular function: beta-tubulin binding; GTPase activator activity. The record is from RefSeq and is a predicted model, not a curated record. The coding region runs from base 57 to 560 and encodes 167 amino acids. Gene Ontology annotation, cellular component: lateral plasma membrane. Lineage: Eukaryota; Metazoa; Chordata; Actinopteri; Salmoniformes; Salmonidae. Gene Ontology annotation, biological process: post-chaperonin tubulin folding pathway; microtubule cytoskeleton organization; tubulin complex assembly.